This is a messenger RNA of Tilletiaria anomala UBC 951, 1941 nucleotides long. RefSeq names its product nucleotide-binding domain-containing protein. Gene Ontology annotation, molecular function: D-amino-acid oxidase activity; FAD binding. The record is from RefSeq and is a predicted model, not a curated record. The transcript is spliced from 3 exons. NCBI's taxonomy places the organism in Eukaryota, Fungi, Basidiomycota, Exobasidiomycetes, Georgefischeriales, Tilletiariaceae. The coding region runs from base 204 to 1643 and encodes 479 amino acids.
CAUUGGGAUCCGUGACAUGUAAAUGCUGCCCGUGUGAAAGUUUUCCAAACCCCCUCGCUCAUGAUUAAUAGUAUAUCUUCCCAGCUACAUCCUGACACCUGAUCACGGCAACGAACGAUACUGCCAGUGCUGGUGAGUUGAUUGCUACUUCAUGUAAUGAGGCGCAAGGUCGUGCGAACUUGAGAUAACUCCGCACCACAACGAUGGCGACCGCUAGUAUACCAACUGCGAAUACGCAUGCGCAGGCACAACAUAUCGUCGUGUUAGGAGCCGGAGUGAUCGGCCUGACAUCUGCGCAUGUUCUGCAGCGGCGAGGAUACCAAGUGACAAUCGCUGCCCGUGAUCUGCCCGAAGAUGCAGACUCCCCAGCUUUUGCGAGCCCCUGGGCGGGCGCCAACUGGUGCUCAUUCGCUUCCCAUUCUAAUUUCGAGCAGCAACGGUACGAUCAAAUCACCUUUGAAACAUGGACAGAACUCGAAAAGCAUCUUCCGACGGACACGAUAGCAUUGCUUCCAUUUGAGCAGAAUCGAGUACAGGAUCCAGCGUGGUUCAAGCAUGUCACGCCCCACUUUCGACUGGAGCCACUACAAGAGAAAGGGUUCCUACGGGCUACCUUCAAGUCGCACUGCAUCAACGUACCGUCUUAUACGAAGUGGCUCGUGUCAGAGCUAUUGGACCCAGCCUCAAGCAUCGUGCCAACAAGUCCAUUCCUCGACGACCUAGAGAGCCAAGUUCCUUCAAUCAGCUGCAAUGGCAGUCCACAGCUGGUGCCGGUUUCCUUUCAGCGUGUUCCCGAGCUUUCAUCGCUCGCCGAACUUUCGCGGCGAUUUCCAGAAGCAUCGGUCAUUGUCAAUGCAUCUGGGCUAGGCGCCGCCAAGCUCGCAGACGUACGCGACUUGGCAAUGUACCCAAUUGCGGGCCAAGUUGUCGUCGUUCAUGCGCCUAGGUUCCGCACCCUUCCUCAAUGCAAGAUGGGUGCCUUGACCAACACUCCUUCGGCAUCAGAGAGUGUACCAUUUUUUUCUCACACAGUGAAUGGGAACAAAAGGGAAGCGGGCCCAAAAAGCGAUAUUGAACCGACCGCAGAAGAAAAGGCAUUUCCAGAAGUGCCCGUCAGCUAUGUGAUCCCUCGGGCGCAGUCCGGCUUUGUCAUUCUGGGCGGCUCGUACGAGGAAGGCUCGUAUGACACCCAGGUCAAUGAACAACUUUCGCAAACCAUUCUACAGAAUGCAAUACAGCUUUGCCCGGAUCUGCUAUUGCGGCCACCGGAAGAAUACCGACACAGCGAUGGGCAGCCUAUGAUGGAGGACGAACGACGCGAAGUGGAGAUGCAAGAAAUCAGAGCAAUCUGUGCCGAUCCUUCAGCAUGGAAGAGGCUUGAGGUCGUCAGCUCACACGUUGGUCUCCGGCCGGCACGCAAGGCCGGCGUUCGCGUCGAGAUGGAUGAGGUCCCCAUCAAAUCUGAGCGCAGCGCACCAUCGUCAUCCAACGUCAAGGUGGUACAUGCAUAUGGAAUUGGCCCGGCAGGCUAUCAAGCUUCGUGGGGCGUCGCUCACCAAGUUGCGAUGCUCGUGAAGAAGAGUCUCGCGAAGUCUUCGCUGGCAGACUCGAUCGCUAUACUCAGCACCAUCGCCAGCACAUAGAUAUCUGCCACCGGGCCGCCAAGCCCGAUUGAUGAUGCUGCCAGCGCGACAAGGAUUGGCGGAUUCGCAAAUGGACACGAUGGAGAGUCGCGCAAGCAUGCGAGUUCGACGUCCAGCGAAGCGAUGAGUGUGGCGCCUUUGGCUGCACCGGCAGAUGCGAGCCACAAAGUGUGCGACAUCAUCCAAGUGGGCGCUGCGAUGCGCGCCACAAAAGACUGACUCCGAUCAAGAGUCUUAUAAUGCAAUUGUUCUAUACUGUUACACUUCCAUACUAAUGUAGGCGCUCGACAAAACAAAC